This is a messenger RNA of Akanthomyces muscarius, 1317 nucleotides long. RefSeq lists its product as uncharacterized. Gene Ontology annotation, cellular component: endoplasmic reticulum. Lineage: Eukaryota; Fungi; Ascomycota; Sordariomycetes; Hypocreales; Cordycipitaceae. The record is from RefSeq and is a predicted model, not a curated record. The transcript has 2 exons. The coding region runs from base 1 to 1317 and encodes 438 amino acids. Gene Ontology annotation, biological process: regulation of lipid storage.
AUGAUUCAACUGGGCGGUCUCUUCGCCAGGCCGACCGGGACCGGCGCCGCAAUUGCCGGAAUCGCAACGGCGACUCUAGUCCUGGGCAUCUAUCUCCGUGUGCGACCAGCGCUGGUCGAAUUGCGCCCACUGCCCAUUGAUCGCCAUGUGAUCCACGCGCGGACGCGGGAGGCCGCCUCUUCCCCGGACACGACCAAUGUGCCGCCGCCUCCAUACCGGUUGGAUGAGUUCCCGGGUGGACGGCAGAUUCGGACCUCCUACGGCACGUUGCAGGUUUUCGAAUGGGGGCCCGAAGACGGUGACAAGGUCCUUUUGCUGCAUGGAAUCGGCACUCCGUGCAUUGCCAUGGGCGACAUGGCAAAAGAGUUUGUAGCAAAAGGAUGCAGAGUCAUGCUGUUUGAUCUGUUUGGACGAGGAUACUCGGAUGCCCCGGCUGAUCUGCCAUAUGAUGAUCGCCUCUACACCACGCAGAUACUACUGGUGCUGUCCUCAUCACCGCUCCCGUGGACCGGCUCUUCCGCAUUCCACCUCCUGGGGUUCUCGCUCGGCGGUGCCAUCGCCGCCUCCUUUGCCGCGUACCACGCCAACAUGCUGCGCUCCGUCACGCUCAUCUGCCCUGGUGGACUCGUGCGUCCCGCGCACAUAUCCUGGCGCAGUCGUCUUUCCUACAUGGAGGGCGGCCUCCUGCCCGAGUGGCUGAUCCAGCGCCUGGCGCGCAAGAGGCUGCGGCCGUCUCCCACCCACCACACGAGCGUCGACAUCCCCGACGGCGCAGAGGACGCCGACGUCGACUUUGACGCGGUGCCCGUCGCGAGGGAUGCGCCCACCGGCCCCAAGGUCGGCGAGGUCGUGCAGUGGCAGUUUGACGGCAACGACGGCUUCGUGCCCGCGUACGUGAGCACCAUUCGCAACGCGCCCAUUUACGCGCAGCACGAAGCACUCUGGCCCCUUCUGGCGGAGGCACUGGCUACGCGGAGGACGGGCAGCUCCGAGGCAGAUCUUCCCGCCGGGAUGGAGACGGGCCGGAUCUGCCUCAUUGUGGCGGAAAAAGAUCCAAUUGUCGUGGCGGCAGAAUGCAUCGAGGACGCGCGCGCUGUGCUCGGCGAAGAUGGUGUGGAUGCGCACAUCGUCAAGGGAGGCCACGAGAUUGGUAUCUCGCGGGGUAAAGAGAUUGCCAACAUUGCCAUGGAAUCUUGGACAAGAUUUAGAAACGAAACGAAUGUUUUGGGCGGUCUCGCGAGUGAUAUGUCAGGUUCCCAGAACGAGGUCGUGUCCUCAGCAGCGUACGAUGCUGCAAAUACCUCUGCCAAGAUUUAA